Messenger RNA from Fusarium redolens, 941 nucleotides. Its product is annotated as NUDIX hydrolase domain-like protein. The transcript has 3 exons. NCBI's taxonomy places the organism in Eukaryota, Fungi, Ascomycota, Sordariomycetes, Hypocreales, Nectriaceae. Gene Ontology annotation, biological process: dGTP catabolic process. The record is from RefSeq and is a predicted model, not a curated record. Gene Ontology annotation, cellular component: cytosol. Bases 293 to 760 code for a protein of 155 amino acids. Gene Ontology annotation, molecular function: 8-oxo-7,8-dihydrodeoxyguanosine triphosphate pyrophosphatase activity.
CGCAAUACAAUGACAUUCUUUUGCGCGAGGCUAUGCAGUGAAAUUCAUCCCAUCCCUUCGGAUGAUCCUCUGAUUUUCCAGUUGUAUCGUCACUGCCCGCCAUCGUUACACACCUCACCACAAUGAUUAGGCUUUCGCGAUGACUCAUCAACUUAGCUGCGCAACUGCGCCUGGCUGGGCGUUCUUCUAAUCAACACAAAACUGAAGCCUUACCCUUGCCUUUUUCUCGAAACAAUAUCGCGAACUCGCUAACCAACAACACUGGCAUUUUAUAUCUGAAACUCGCACCAGAAUGUCUACAGAACCCCACCCCCGCGUUGGCGUCGCCGCCCUUAUCUACAACCGCGAUGGCAAGUUCCUCACUGGAAAGAGAAUAGGAAGUCACGGAGCCGGAACAAUCCAACUCCCAGGUGGUCAUCUAGACUACGGCGAGAGCUUCCUCGCCUGCGCAGAGCGAGAAACCCUUGAAGAGACAGGCCUCAAGAUCCGCGCUAUCAAACACGUCGCUACUACAAACGACGUGUUUCAAACAGAGAAGAAGCACUACAUCACUAUUUUUGUGUACUGCGAGAUGGUCGAUCAGAAUGCGGAACCCCAGAUCCUUGAACCAAAGAAGUGUGAAGGCUGGUAUUGGAAGACAUGGGAUGAUCUUAAGAAGAUCAAUGCUUCGAGAGACAAUGGGGAGAAGUUGUUUUUGCCGCUGAUCAAUCUACUGGGGCAGACACAGGAUUUGGAGUCAUUGAAGGUUAAAUGGUGGUAGAUGACCUCUUUCUUUCGGCACGAUGUCUCACUUGCUUCACAAAUCCGGGGUGCAUUAGACUAGAACCAGAUGCGAAUUGCCACCAUGGUGGGAGUGAUGAAUUACCACCUAUAAGUAUUCGCUAAGAGAAUCACAAUGCAUUGUAUUGCGAGAAGAGCUUAUACUCCUCAACCAAAAGAAC